AUGCCUUCAUUUUUUCGUUCUAUUUAUCUAUCUUAUUUCUAUUUAUUUAUUCAUCUAUCUAUCUAUCUAUGUUCACAUCUAUCUAUCUAUCUAUCUGUUCUAUCUAUCUAUCUAUCUAUCUAUCUAUCUAUCUAUCUAUCUAUCUAUCUCACUAUGUUCAAAUAUAUCUAUCUAUCGAUCGAUCGUUCUUGGCUUUACAUACAGUUAUUUGAAUUGACUUCUUUCUUGAUCUAUCUAUCUAUCUAUCUAUCUAUCUAUCUAUCUAUCUAUCUAUCUAUCUAUCUAUCUAUCUAUCUAUCUAUCUAUCUAUCGUUCUUGACAUUAAUUCUUUCCCUCCUUAUAUUAUCCUUUAAAUAUUUCCUCAUUUACUUUCUUUCUUUCUUUCUAUAUUUUUUUCGUCAUUCAUUUAGUUUUUUUUUCUAUUCUUUAAUCCUUUCCUUCGUUCAUCAUUCCUUUCCUUCAUUCUUCCAUUUGUUUGUCUUCGCUUCUUUCUUUCUUUCUUUCUUUCAUUUUAUUUUAUUGUUCUUUUCUUCAUUAUUUAGUCAUUGCUUUACUUAUUUUUUACUUUUUAUCUUCGUUUGUUCUUUAUUUGCUAUUGCUUUCUUUUUCAUUUCUUUUUUUCUCUCGUUAAUAUUUAUUUCCGACACUAGAUCUAUCUAUCUAUCUAUCUAUCUAUCUAUCUAUCUAUCUAUCUAUUGA
Messenger RNA from Acanthosepion pharaonis, 699 nucleotides. NCBI's taxonomy places the organism in Eukaryota, Metazoa, Mollusca, Cephalopoda, Sepiida, Sepiidae. The record is from the annotation of a GenBank genome assembly.